AUGGAUCCUGAGCUUAGUAAUAUUGGAAGUGGUGAUUAUACUGAUUGCAAAGGCAAGGCAGCAGAUCGAAGAAAGCAUGGUGGAAAAAAAGCUGCUUCCUUUGCAUGUGUUGUAGAGAUAAUGCAGAGUUUGAUCAUCUCAUGCAAUGCAGUAACCUUAGUUGACUAUUUUUUCAAGUCAAUGCAUUAUUCAGUUGCUGAUUCUUCAGUUAUGGUUACCAACUUCUUCGGAACAGCUUUUCUGCUCAGCAUUAUUUGGGGAUUUAUCAGUGACUCUUAUCUAACAAGAUUCACUGUAUUUGUAUUUGCUGGUGGCUUAGAACUUAUGGGACUACUCAUGUUAUCAUACCAAGCACAAAACCCUAAUUUGCAGCCACCAGAAAAGAAAACACCAUCAUACAUUCAAGCUCUUUAUCUUUACAUUGGACUUUAUUGUACAGCCAUGGGAAUCGGUGGAGUCAGAUCAACCUUGGCUGCACAUGGAGCUGAUCAACUUGAUCAAACCAACAAGAGUCUCAUUUCCUCAUACUUCAGUUGGUAUUUUUUUAGUGUAUGCACGGGAGCUCUUCUUUCAACAAGUGUUAUGGUUUCAAUUGAACAAAAAUAUGGAUGGAGUACAAGUUUUAUGAUAAUGGUGUUUGUUUCAAGUUUAGCAUUGUGCACUUUUGUAUCUGGAUUUUCAUUUUAUAGAUAUAAACUCCCUGCUGGAAGUCCUGUGAAUCGGAUCAUUCAGGUACUUGCUGCUUCAAUAAGAAAUACAAAGGUAUCAACUAAUGACAGUUCGAAUCUUGACGUCACAGAACAAUUACUUCCUAAAGAUAAAUCUCAAAAUAAAUUCAAGUUUUUGAAUGAAGCGUUGAUGGAUGAAAAUAUUGGUGUUGCUCAAGUUAAGGAAACAAAAACCUUCCUAGGACUUCUCUCAAUUUUUCUCACAACAAUCAUGGUGAAUUGUAGCGUAGCACAAAGCUUAACAUUCUCAGUACAACAAGGAAAUCUUAUGAAUAGAAAGAUAUACAGUUUUAUAAUCCCUACACAAUCUCUAGCAAUUGUUCCAAUCAUCAUAUCGCUUACAUUCAUUAUCGUAUUCGAACAAUUCAAACAUAUGAACAAAAAUAAAGGCAUAACAACAAACAAUAAAUUUUAUCAACCACUUUUUAGGAUGGGAGUAGGAUUAACAUUGGUAUCAAUAUCAAUGUUUAUGGCUUCAAUCAUCGAAUCUAAAAGGCUUGAAGCAUUCAAGAAUGAGAAUACACUUUCUGUGUUUUGGUUACUAUUCCAAUAUAUUUUAUUAGGGUUCUCUGAAACACUUACGGUGGGAGGAAUGCUUGAAUUUUUUUACUCAGAAGCACCUGAAAGUAUGAGAAGUAUAUGCACUUCAUUAUCUUGGUGUUCAAACUCUAUGGGGAUGUUUAUGAGUUCUGUGUUGGUGACUAUGAGUAAUUCAAUUAGUGGAAGAUUUGGCAUGGAAUGGUUUGGUGGAAAAGAUUUGAAUCACUCUAGGUUAGAUCUUUUUUAUGCUCUUCUUGGUGUUAUCAAUUUUUGUAACUUUUCCCUUUAUGUCUACUUUGCAAAGAGGUACUAA
Molecule: messenger RNA, 1581 nt
Organism: Vicia faba (fava bean)
Lineage: Eukaryota; Viridiplantae; Streptophyta; Magnoliopsida; Fabales; Fabaceae
Source: the annotation of a GenBank genome assembly